Molecule: messenger RNA, 1618 nt
Organism: Scomber japonicus (chub mackerel)
Lineage: Eukaryota; Metazoa; Chordata; Actinopteri; Scombriformes; Scombridae
Product: betaine--homocysteine S-methyltransferase 1
Exons: 8
Coding region: 101-1303 (400 amino acids)
Molecular function (GO): zinc ion binding; betaine-homocysteine S-methyltransferase activity
Source: RefSeq, a predicted model, not a curated record
UGGAUUAUAAAUGCGGCAUGGAUGCCUUUAGAAAGCCCUUUCCAAACUCAGAAGGACGCUGUAGCUGAAAGAAAAGGGGCCGGUCACUACUGCAAUAACUAUGGCACCAGCUGGAGCAAAGAGAGGCAUUUUGGAGCGUCUGGAUGCAGGAGAGGUCGUUCUCGGAGACGGAGGCUUUGUCUUCGCCCUGGAGAAGAGAGGUUAUGUCAAAGCUGGACCGUGGACACCUGAAGCUGCUGCCGAGCACCCCGAAGCGGUGCGGCAGCUGCACAGGGAGUUCCUGAGGGCAGGCUCCAAUGUUAUGCAAACCUUUACUUUCUACGCAAGCGAUGAUAAACUCGUGAACAGAGGCAACACUCAGCGCUUCACUGGGCAACAAAUCAAUGAAGCAGCCUGUGACCUGGCCAGGGAGGUGGCCAAUGAGGGUGAUGCUUUGGUGGCCGGUGGUGUCUCCCAGACCCCCUCUUACCUCAGCUGCAAAAGUGAGGAUGAUGUCAAGGCCAUCUUCAAGAAACAGAUGGAUGUCUUCAUCCAGAAAAAUGUGGACUUCUUGAUUGCAGAGUACUUCGAGCAUGUGGAAGAGGCUGAGUGGGCAGUUCAGGUUCUGAAGUCCUCCGGCAAGGCUGUGGCUGCAACUAUGUGCAUCGGACCUGAUGGAGACCUGAAUGGAGUCAGCCCUGGAGACUGUGCUGUGAGACUGGUCAAAGCUGGAGCUCAAAUUGUUGGCAUCAACUGCCACUUUGACCCUGAGAUCUGUGUGAAAGCUGUGAAGAUGAUGAAGGCAGGAGUGGAGAAGGCUGGGCUGAAGGCUCACUACAUGUGCCAGCCACUGGCGUACCACACUCCUGACUGCAACCGCCAGGGAUUCAUUGACCUGCCAGAGUUCCCCUUUGGUCUGGAGCCGAGGAUCCUGAGCCGAUGGGACAUGCAGAAAUAUGCCAGGGAAGCGUUCGAUGCUGGCAUUCGUUACAUCGGAGGCUGCUGCGGGUUUGAACCCUAUCACGUUCGUGCCCUGGCUGAAGAGCUGGCAACUGAGAGGGGUUUCCUGCCUGUUGGCUCUGAGAAGCACGGCAGCUGGGGAAGCGGCCUGGAGAUGCACACAAAGCCUUGGGUCAGAGCCAGGGCCCGUCGUGACUACUGGGAGACGCUGAAGCCUGCGUCCGGCCGUCCCCUCUGCUCCUCCAUGUCCACACCCGACGGCUGGGGUGUCACCAAAGGCCACGCUGACCUGAUGCAGCAGAAGGAGGCCACUUCCCAAGAGCAGCUGAAGGAGCUCUUUGACAAAGCCAACAAGGGCCACUAAAGCUCUCCUCUGAAGGCGGCUGACGGGUGGCAUGUGUGAAGGCAUCCUCACACAUUCCCUAAGUUUACAUACCAAAAAAAAAAGCUUAAGAUGCUGAAGUUCUUUCUGUCUUUUAAGGACCUUUUUUUACUAUGUAGAAGACUGAUAUCAUAUGCUGACAAUGUAGGUUUCCAGCCUUAAGCUUCAAGUGCCUGUUUCAGUCAGAUUAGCACAUAUUUGAGCCUUAUGAAAUUACUGUGACUACAAAACACUCCAAAAGUGCCUGAAAAAUGUCUUACAAAAUCAGGUGUAGCAAUAAAUUUCCAACUGAAUGAA